Molecule: messenger RNA, 3197 nt
Organism: Cuscuta europaea
Lineage: Eukaryota; Viridiplantae; Streptophyta; Magnoliopsida; Solanales; Convolvulaceae
Source: the annotation of a GenBank genome assembly
AGGAAAAGCAUUACAUUUAUAUUUAUUUGGUACUCCCUAUCAUAUAUACCGAUCUAUAUGUACCCGCAAUAAAAUAAAUCAAAGUGGCCGAAGAUAUUUGGCCGUCCGAUUUUUGGCACGAAAAAAAUGGCAUCAUCAUACGUCUUCACGGGGGUGUUAUUGGACAGCAUAUUGGUUCCGGUGAGCCUCUUCCUCACCGUCGGCUACCAUGUCUAUCUCUUCCGCCGCCUCAACCACAAUCCCGCCGCCACUUCCGCCGGCAUCAACAUGCUUCAGCGCAGAUCCUGGCUUCAGCAUUACGAUCAGUGAACCUCCGACCGAAUUCCGCUUAAUCUUGGGCACUCAAAUUGGCGUCAGAGCAACAAAGGAGGAGUGUUGUUGAUGAUUUCACACACGAAGGCAAACAACAUGAAAUCAGAACAAACACAUAAAUGAGGAGAGAAAGAAAACAUGUGUGUACUGUCCUUAAAGAGUAUUGUUCAGAUCAACAUGUCCAGAGCUUAGCCCUUACCGCUUUCGCAGACCUUCAUUUCUCCCUUCUGCAUCGCUGUCAUUCCCUUCCUCUUCUUCCUCUGCCACUGGUGCCGAGCUCACUUAUUCUCCUUUUUCCUCGUCAAAGCCCUCGAACCCAUCAUACUUCUUAGAAACUAGGUGGUCACCAUAUUUCUUACGCAUGUAGUAUUCAGGAUCCGUCUCUGAUGAACUAGAAUAUCCGAAACGAACGAUGAACAUUCUAAAUGGAAGGCAAUCGUCUUUUAGAUCUGAUUUAGGAGAAGGUUUCAGAUCUACAGUUGUAGAGGAUGAAUCCAUCGGGUGAGGAGAUGGCAGUUCAGAUCCACCAUCUAAGGAAGGAGGUUUAGUGGAUCCACCGACAAAAUAUUCCAAGCCCAUUACAAGUGAGUAGGACCGAAUAGAAGAAAAGGGAGGCAACGACGAAGAAAGAGGACGUCAGUGAGCAGAAGAAAGGGGAUGAAAUGAAAAAGAGAGAGGACGCCGGUGAGUAGAAGAAAGGGGAGGCAACGACGAAGAGAGAUGAUGAAGUAUAUGGUUCCAAAAGAGGAAAGAAGAUAAGAUGUAGAAAGAGAGGGUAAAUGGUGGGUAUGGGUAGGGGAUUAAGUGGGCGGAUAAAGUUAAAGGGGAAUGACAGUUUGGACAAUUUGUUUUCCUAUAAAUAGAAACAUGAACUUUAAUAUGAAAUAUUUCAGGAAAGUGGGAACUCAAUUACCAAAAUAAACUUGAUAAAAAUGAACCUUUAUAAUACAUAACUAUAAUUAAUUCAUACUUUGAAUGUUAAGUGUCUUUUUAUUCAAUCUUGUAUUUGUUCUAGUUCAAAUUAAAAGUCAUUCCACAUGCAAUAUGUAUGUACAGUAAUACGAAGCAUUGAUUUGAAGGAUCUAGAGGUUCUAAAUAUGUCAAUAAUGCAUCGAUUGGGUUUAAAACCUUGGCAUUUCAAUAAAUAAAUCUAUUUUUUGUAACCAUAAAAAGUGCAUCACUUUGAAUGUGAAAUUACAUUGAUAUCUAUAUUGGACCCAUAUACUCCAUCCUAUAUAUGGUCAGCUAAAACUAUUGUAUCCAUGCGUAUUGUACUUGAGAAACACUAUUUGUAUCACAAUCAGUUCCUAUAUAUAUGUUUGUAUUUUUAUAUGAAUGUGUGUAUGUAUCUAUGUGUAUGUAACCCUGUUUAUAGAAAACUCCAUUUAUUUUCUUAUUAAUUUCAGGAAAAUGAAAAGAAUGGAAUGUUAGUCGUGCAAAGCUUGAGAAACGGCUUAAUGGAAACAAUCCUCACAGCUACUAUAACUAUCAUAGUGGUCAUUUCACUAGCAGCUCUCACUAACAACGUCUUCAAUGUUACAUCUCUCCACCACUACCUUCAUGCCCCAUUGUUGGGGCUACAACAUUCCAAUGACAUCAUCAUGCUAAAGUUCUGCACCACUACCUUUUUCUUACUGGUCAGCUUCAUGUGCAGCUCCUUAGCGAUUGGGUACUUUGUCGAUGCCAACAUUUUGGUGAAUGCAUUGGGAGAGUUUUCAACAUGCCCAUCAUCGCAGUUAUACAUACAAAUAGUGUUGGAACGGGGAUUCAUGUUUUCCUUGAUAGCAAAUAGAAUGUUUUGUAUGUCAUUUCCCAUAAUGUUGUGGAUGUUUGGCCCCAUGGCAGUCUUGGUUUCCACUCUCACGCUGAUUUGGACCCUUUAUUCUCUUGAUUUUGUUGUCAUCACCCGGCCAUCAUCAACAUAGCACAUGUCAUAAAUUAUUGGGACGAAGCUUCUGGCGUCUGUCCGAUACGGUGGAUCGUUUUAGGGCCAUUCUUACGCAGGCGGUGAGAAGGUUGGAAGCACGGGGGAGGCCAUUCUUACGCAGGCGUUUCUGAAAUCUGUGGCGGAGGCGUGCAUCUCAGUAGCGAAAGUCCGAUUGGGACCAGUGUGGUGCGUGACGAUUGAGGAGGCUCAGUGAAGUGAUUUCAAUCCGUUUUUUCUCAUAUUAUGGGAUUAGUUAAUUGGAUUUGUUGGGGAUCGGGGAUUCUCGCCACUGCUCAAGUUCUGGCCAAUCUCAUGCAAACUAAGCGGCUGGAAUUUCUGUUCGUAAUGGAAUCUAAAUCGCAUGGUCGAAUGGAGAUGGAGGAAUAUGAGGUGUUGACGGUCCGUCCACCUCCCGAACCGCCGCCUUGGAGCGAUCGUGGAGCCAGGGUUUGGAAUUCAAAGAUUAAAGAGUGGAUCUGUUCGACUAGGGCUUCAGAAGGGGUGGAAGCAGGAGAAUCUAUGAGUUUUUACUUUGUUUUUCAUUUCAGACUCAAUUUGCUUGUUUUUCGCGUCAUUAUUUUGUCGUACCAUAAGGGGGAAGGGUACGUGUGUUGGUUUUGUUUGUUGGAUAGAAUUCUUGUUGGAGGCAAUCAGGCUGACUCAGCCGCUAAUAGUCUCUAUCCUCUCAUUGUUUCAUCGAUUAGUUUUGCUCUUUUCGAGGUGCACUAUUCUAUGUCAGAUCGUGACGUGAGGGGGCGAAGGGCUUUUGGUAUUGCUUGGAUAGAGGGAGAUCUAGAUCUUGAGACAUGAUUGUUGCUUUGUUACAUUUGAUUUUAAAUUAAGCUAUUUCCUUUCACAAAAAAGAAUCCAUUAUUAAUCUCUACAACAAUGAGAUUUUCGUUCUUCUCUAUAUUUACUUAUUCUAUUAAUAAGAAUUUAUUUAAACAUCUUUUCAUUA